CUUCUCUCUUUCUCUCUUUCUCUCUCUCUCUCUCUCUCUCUCACCAACCACACUCCGUCGCCAGCGUGGUUGUUGUGUGAGGAGCGCUGCCAAUUCGUUCGCCGAAACAUGAUGUCCUCCUCCGGCGCCGGCAGGUACAUGGCCUUUCCGCCGUCGCCCUCCGCUCCUCCCUCGCCGCAUCUAUCCGCUCUGCGCUCCUCCGCUUUAGCCGAGCAGGACAAAUAUCUAUCUGAGUUGUUGGGAGAACGUAACAAGCUUAGUCCUUUCAUGGCUGUGCUUCCGCAGUGCUUUCGAUUAUUAAACCAAGGUUGCAUAAAAAAUAGUUUAUUUUGCGUAGCACCCAAUAUAGAAAUUUUGCGUGUAACAUCGCUGAUGGGGAAUGCAUCAGUUUUAGGUCAAAGUGGGCUUGAACAAGCUAGCCCCCUGGCUACUGGAGGAAUAUUUUCAAACGGAGGUGCCAAUGUGAACGGAUGGGCAUCACGAUUUCAAUCAGAAAGGCCCAGCUUGUCGCAGUCCUCACCAACACCAAACUGGCUGAGUCCACAAGGCAGCUCAUCUGGUUUACUUAUUAAAAAGACACUCAGAGUCGAUAUACCUGUGGACACAUAUCCUAAUUAUAACUUUGUUGGUCGCCUCCUAGGCCCUAGAGGAAACUCUCUAAAGCGUGUAGAAGCGAGUACUGACUGUCGUGUCUUGAUCAGGGGCCGUGGUAGCAUUAAGGAUCCGACUAGGGAGGAAAUGAUGAGAGGGAAACCUGGGUAUGAACAUCUGAACGAACCUCUCCACAUUCUAGUUGAGGCAGAAUUACCGGUUGAAAUAGUUGAUGCACGCUUGAUGCAGGCACGUGACAUACUUGAAGAUUUGCUCAAACCCGUGGAUGAAUCUCAGGAUUUCUACAAGAAGCAGCAGCUUCGGGAGCUAGCAAUGCUGAACGGCACUCUUCGCGAGGAGGGUUCCCCCAUGUCCGGUUCUGUUUCACCAUUCCAAAACAGCCUUGGUAUGAAGAGGGCCAAGACCAGGGGGUAAAUUGUCCUGAAGGGUGAGAGAGCUUUUGGAGCUUGUGUUAAUUUUCUAAAUCAGCACUUACCAUGCCACUGGAGCUGCUGUCAAUGAAUGCCCUGAAUUGCCAUCGGGGCACUGGCACCAUAGUGCCAGUUCUAACUUGUUCUAUGUGCAGUGUGUUUACAUUGAGUUUGGGGGAGGUUUAAAGAUGGUAGCACGUAGUGAAAGUCCAAUUGAGUUUGGUGAUUUUUUUAGUGUCGGUUAGGCGAUUUGGUUAGAUAUUCACCAAAUCUGUCUAUAUAUUAUUAUAUGGGGUUAUAUUUAAGCUUGCAAUGACAGUUUUGAUAUGGUUUUGGAAUUCUGUGAGGAAGGUUAUGUUAUGGUUUGUACCCAGAUUGUGAGGCAGACAGAUAAUAUCUACUUCAGUGCGUGUAUGGUGACAUUUUGUAGUAUCUAAUGUAGAUUAUAAAUUUGUGAAAAUACCUUUUUUGUUUUGA
Molecule: messenger RNA, 1499 nt
Organism: Vigna radiata var. radiata (mung bean)
Lineage: Eukaryota; Viridiplantae; Streptophyta; Magnoliopsida; Fabales; Fabaceae
Product: KH domain-containing protein At5g56140
Exons: 8
Coding region: 109-1026 (305 amino acids)
Biological process (GO): regulation of mRNA splicing, via spliceosome
Cellular component (GO): nucleus
Molecular function (GO): mRNA binding
Source: RefSeq, a predicted model, not a curated record